GCGCUGUCUUUUCCUCUCCACGCGGUUGGGACGAAGGGUCGGCUUGGGUAGCAGGUGCUGAAUAAUGCCGGGAAGACUCCUUGGCGACGCCGAUUUGGAAUCAGACGCAACCGUGAAAAAAGUGGAGAUGCUGCGAAAGCAAGCUCAGAAGAAAGAGAGAAGAGAGAAACCAAAAUCGAGUAAGACCGAAGAGGCAGCAGAAGAGGAAGAAACUAUUUCCCCCAAAGCUAAACAAGUUAAAAAGAAAGCAAGUACUUCUGAAGUUGACAUAAAUUCUCCUAAAUCCAAAAAGGCAAAAAAGAAAGAGGAGCAGUCUCAAGAUGACAUUGUUUCUCCUAAAACCAAAAGUGUGAAAAAGAAAAAGGAACCCUUGGAGAAGAAAGUUGUUUCUCCUAAAAUAAAAAAUGUAAGAAGUGAGGAGCCUUCUGAAGUAGAUGAUGCUCCUAAGCCCAAGCGGAUGAAGAAAGAAAAGGAAGUAAAUGGAGAAAUAGUAGCGAAGACCCCUGAACUGAAGAAUGGAUUCUCUCAUUCUGAACCUGACUCUAACUCAGUUGAAGCUGCAAGUGAAGAAAGUAACAGCGAGAUAGAGCAGGUAAAGUUGCACUUUAAUCAUUUUUCCCAUUUUAAAAUAUAUAAUAACACAGUUAAUUUGUUCACAGGCCGAGGGGUGACCUUCCUGUUUCCCAUACAAGCAAGGACGUUCCAUCAUGUCUACAGUGGGAAGGACUUAAUUGCACAGGCACGGACAGGAACUGGGAAAACAUUCUCCUUUGCCAUCCCUUUGAUUGAGAAACUUCAGGGAGAACUGCAAGACAGGAAGAGAGGUCGUUCCCCUCAGGUACUGGUUCUUGCACCUACAAGAGAGUUGGCAAAUCAAGUGAGCAAAGACUUUAGUGACAUCACAAAAAAGCUGGCAGUGGCUUGUUUUUAUGGUGGAACUCCCUAUGGAGGUCAAAUUGAACGCAUGCGGAAUGGGAUUGAUAUCCUGGUUGGAACACCAGGUCGAAUCAAAGACCACCUACAGAAUGGCAAACUGGAUCUCACCAAACUUAAGCAUGUUGUCCUGGAUGAAGUUGAUCAGAUGUUGGAUAUGGGUUUUGCUGAUCAAGUGGAAGACAUUUUAAGUGUUGCAUAUAAGAAAGAUUCUGAAGACAAUCCCCAAACAUUGCUUUUUUCUGCAACUUGCCCUCAUUGGGUAUUUAAUGUUGCUAAGAAAUACAUGAAACCUACAUACGAACAAGUGGACCUAAUCGGUAAAAAGACACAGAAAACAGCAAUAACUGUGGAGCAUCUGGCUAUCAAGUGCCACUGGACUCAGAGGGCAGCAGUGAUUGGGGAUGUGAUCCGAGUCUAUAGUGGUCAUCAAGGACGCACUAUUAUCUUCUGUGAAACCAAGAAAGACGCCCAGGAGCUGUCACAGAAUACGGCUAUUAAGCAGGAUGCGCAGUCAUUACAUGGAGACAUCCCACAGAAGCAAAGGGAAAUUACCCUGAAAGGUUUUAGAAAUGGAGCUUUUGGAGUUUUGGUGGCAACCAAUGUUGCUGCACGUGGGUUAGACAUCCCUGAGGUUGAUUUGGUUGUGCAAAGCUGUCCACCAAAGGAUGUAGAAUCCUACAUUCAUCGUUCUGGGCGGACAGGAAGAGCUGGAAGGACAGGGGUUUGCAUCUGCUUUUAUCAGCACAAGGAAGAAUAUCAGUUGGUGCAAGUGGAACAAAAAGCGGGAAUUAAGUUUAAACGAAUAGGUGUUCCUUCUCCAACAGAAAUCAUAAAAGCUUCCAGCAAAGAUGCCAUCAGACUUUUGGAUUCUGUGCCUCCUACUGCGAUAAAUCACUUCAAGGAGUCAGCAGAGAAGUUGAUAGAGGAGAAGGGAGCUGUGGAAGCCCUUGCAGCAGCACUCGCCCAUAUUUCAGGCGCCACAUCAGUAGACCAACGCUCCUUGAUCAACUCAGAUGUGGGUUUUGUGACCAUGAUCUUGCGGUGCUCAAUUGAAAUGCCAAAUAUUAGUUAUGCGUGGAAAGAACUUAAAGAGCAACUGGGAGAGGAUAUUGAUUCUAAAGUGAAGGGAAUGGUCUUUCUCAAAGGAAAGCUGGGUGUCUGCUUUGAUAUACCUACCGCAUCAGUGACAGAAAUACAGGAGAAAUGGCAUGAUUCACGACGCUGGCAGCUCGCUGUGGCCACAGAGCAACCAGAGCUGGAGGGACCAAAAGAAGGAUAUCGAGCCUUUAGGGGUCAGCGGGAAGGAAACAGAAACUUCAGGGGACGGCGGGAAGGAAACAGAAACUUCAGGGGACAGCGGUCAGGAGGUGGCAACAGAAGUAACAGAUCCCAAAACAAAGGCCAGAAACGGAGUUUUAAUAAAGCAUUUAGUAAAUAAUUAGAUGUAGAGGAUUUUUAUAGUAAAAAAAAUUAUGUUUGGCAAUAUAAAACCGAACAUUAUUUUUCAUA
This is a messenger RNA of Otolemur garnettii (small-eared galago), 2445 nucleotides long. It is a transcript of the gene DDX21, whose product is annotated as DExD-box helicase 21. Lineage: Eukaryota; Metazoa; Chordata; Mammalia; Primates; Galagidae. The coding region runs from base 65 to 2374 and encodes 769 amino acids. Gene Ontology annotation, molecular function: RNA binding; ATP binding; RNA helicase activity. The transcript has 15 exons. The record is from RefSeq and is a predicted model, not a curated record.